This is a messenger RNA of Capsaspora owczarzaki ATCC 30864, 2507 nucleotides long. RefSeq lists its product as hypothetical. The record is from RefSeq and is a predicted model, not a curated record. NCBI's taxonomy places the organism in Eukaryota, Filasterea, Ministeriida, Capsasporidae. The transcript has a single exon. The coding region runs from base 1 to 2379 and encodes 792 amino acids.
AUGAGCGCGGCACAGCGUCCGAGUCCGAGCAUUCAAAGCGCCAUUCAAAGUGGAGCUGAUGACGAAGCAGGGCAAACAACAAUCACAGCGCAUGAUUCGCUUGUUGUUGUUGUUGGCGAGACAGCAGCAGCACCGACCGCCACUCACCACCAGCAGCAACACCACUACCAGCAUCAGCAGCAUCAGCAGCAUCAAAGGACAGCAGGAGAAGCGACAGGUGAAGGAGCAACUGAUUUGCCAUAUCACACAACCCAAGUUAGGCGAAAUCUCUUCCCGUCGCCGGCUGCUGCUGCUGCUGAGGUCGAUGCUGCUGGGACGACUCCUCAACCGACCACUGCUCAACCUGCUGAUGCUGGGACGACUGCCAUCACUGCUGCUGCUGCUGCUGCUGCUGCUGUUCAGGACGAGCACGUGCAUCCGACGGGAAUCCGGCUCGGGCAGCUGCUGCAUUUGGUCGAGCGACACCGCGCAAGGCAGUGCGCACUCGACGCUCGGAGCCUGCCGCUGCUCAUCAAGCUGCUGCACUACUACUGGGAGGUCGUCCAGCCGCACCAGCCGCAGCUGAAACAACUGCUCUUUGCGCACAUUGUGGCGUACCGCGGAUUGCUCGAUCGGGAAAUGGCCGCCGCGAGCAUGCCGCAAGUCUCAGAAGUCCAGCAUUCCGAGGUGACUCACGCGCAGGAAGAACGACACCCGUCGUCGGAGGCCUCCAGCAAGACAGCCAGACACCUCGAUACUGACACGGACAGUGGCGACGAGUACGCAUUUGGCAGACCAGAGGAGCAGGAGGCCGACGACGACGACGACGACGACGACGACGACUCAGGGACGGACAGUGACGCGGUUGAAGAAGAGCAGAUUCCUUCCCAUCUGCGUCGCCGUCGACCCGGCCCCGAGCUUGCCUUCCAGACAUCGCUACUGACACCACCUCCGCAAUCGUCCGCAACUGCUGCUGCUGCUGCUGCUGCUUUUUUGGCGCAACAACAGUCUUCGUCCGUGCCCCGGUCGUUUUCGCCCGCCAUUUUCAACCCGACAGAUGCAGCAGAGCCCCCUCUGCUCGAGCAGCGCCCGCCGUCGCAAGGAGCAAGACUCCCGUCAGCCGGUGUCGAGUUUGAUGUCGGCGAAGCCAUCGACCCGGCCUUGCGCCAUGCUCGCAUGCAGGCCCGGCAAUCCUCGCUCACCGAGCAGUUGCAAGCUGCUGCCGCCUCUUCCCGACCGACCACUCCACUGGGCAUUCCGUCGCGCACUGGCACUCCGCUCGGGCUUCCGCAGCAGUCGGGGCAGCUGGGGUAUGACGCAACGACGCCAGGCGCUUCGUCGUCUGGGGUUGUUGAAAGCCUGCUCGUGAGCACUCCGUCGGAUUCCGAGUUUGUCCUGGUCGAUGGCUUGGAGUUUGGCCAGCAAGACACGUCUGCUGACGCUGGAUUGUCUGCAGGCGCUCCAGUCACACCGAAUGGUGCCUCGGCGUCCCCCUCCUCCUCCUCCUCCUCCUCCUCCUCCUCCUCAACAUCAUCCUCAGCAGUAUCAUCGUCUUCUGUACCGGUUCUCAUCCCGACAUCAUCGGACUCGCCGGCUGACUCGUUCGUCGACCAGUUUGUCGAGCUCGAGCCAUCUCCGUGCUACCCCGUGUUCCACCAAACGUCUCCGCUUCCCACCAUCCAAGACUCACUGCUGAUCGACGAAGACUGCUCUGCCCUUUCCCUCACCUCGCUCCUGACCAGCUUCGCGGCAGAGCAGACUGCAGCAGCCGCAUUGCUCGCAACCAUCGAUUCGACUCGGGAGCGCCUGGUGCGCGCCUCCGUCGACCAACCGGCUGCUGCCGAGAUGGAUCGCCUUGUGUCGCGCGCGGGCAACCGCGUUCUCUGCUUUGUCCCGAUGACUGGCGCCACCCCUCGCCACACUUCGCCGUCCAAGCAUCGGCAUUUGCGAGCCGCCUCCGUCGGCGAUUUGUCCUCGAGCUGGCCAGCUCGCGGCGGCGUGUUUGGUGCUGGUGGCACGAGUGGCAGCGGUGGCGCCGGAGGCAAGCUGCUGCGCGGAGUGGAGCGAGCAGAUCCCAUCGUCGAGCAGCCAGGGCAAGUUGCAGGCCAUUGCAGGAAGGCCAAGCACAUCACCAGCCCGAAAAUGCGCGCGUUUGGAGCGCUGUCAAUGACGCCUGAGAGCCACAACGCCCUCGUUGCAGCCGAAGAAGCUGCGGCCGCGGUGGUCGCCGUUGCCGUCAACAGUGGCCUGUCUCCGCCCUACCAAGCCGACGUCAUGGAUGCGCUCAGCCAGGAGCUUGCGCGUGCUCGCAUCGGCUCGGUGGAGCUCUCACCCAUCCCUAUGCGCCGCAACCGGCGUCGCACCUCGGACAGCAAUCUGUCUCCCAUGCUGCUGGCAUAGUUUUAUGAAUGGAGUGUCUCGGAGUGCCUUUGGAAUAUUGUAUGAUGGACAUGUACAAGUACAUGUGAUUGGGUAAAUAUUGUAUUUUUGAAAUGAAUCGACAACAACAACAACAACACCGACAACAG